Wallemia ichthyophaga EXF-994 is the source of this 804-nucleotide messenger RNA. Its product is annotated as Cyclin-L2. The record is from RefSeq and is a predicted model, not a curated record. Gene Ontology annotation, molecular function: cyclin-dependent protein serine/threonine kinase regulator activity. Gene Ontology annotation, cellular component: nucleus. Gene Ontology annotation, biological process: regulation of transcription by RNA polymerase II. Lineage: Eukaryota; Fungi; Basidiomycota; Wallemiomycetes; Wallemiales; Wallemiaceae. The transcript is spliced from 4 exons. Bases 1 to 804 code for a protein of 267 amino acids.
AUGCUGCUGCCUGCAUUGGCUAGUGGUGUUCAGGCAACUCGCUCGCUAAGCCGCGAGGAUGGGAUCAGCGAGGAGCUUGAGCAGGCCUUGAGAAUAAGAGGCGCUGGUCUAAUACAGCGAGCUGGUGUUCUCUGUGCUGUUCCACAAGCAACUAUAUGCACAGCCCAGGUUAUCUUCCAACGCUUCUACUACGUCUCAUCUCUCUAUAACUUCUCCAUUGGUGACAUCGCAAUGGGCGCUUUAUACCUCUCAACGAAGCUUGAAGAAACUCCACUGGGUCUAAGAGACGUCAUCAAUGUCUUUCAUCGCCUCAUUUCCACAGACGCAGACGCAGAGUACUCGUCUAUGUCAUACUAUGGUCCUACAUACUACGAGUGGAAAGAUAGCAUCGUUGUGGCUGAGAUGCAGAUCUUAAAGCGACUCGGCUUCGAUGUGUAUGUGCAGCAACCAUACGCGCUACUGAUCAACUACAUAAAAAUGAUAGAUAUGUUAAACACCGCUAACAUCCCACAGCGAGCGUGGUCUUAUCUCAACGACAGCCUCCUCACACCGACACACGUCCUAUUCAGUUCAACAACUAUAGCCUGUGCAUGUUUAGAUCUAGCAUGCAGAGACGCGGGUGUACAGCUGCCAACUACAUCAGAUGGUAAAGUGCAAUGGUAUCAGCUGCUAGACUGCCCUCUUGAGGAGAUGGAGUGUGUCCAGCUGUGGUUACUUCGCACAUACACUGCUAUCGACAGCAAACUCUUCGCAGACACACGCAACUUAACUAACAAGUAUAAAUUAAGAGAUUAUGUACAUUAG